AUGAGAAUGUAUGCCGCUAGAUUGUACCGUUAUAAGGCCAUAAAUGUCAGUACCGAUGAAAAGAAAAAUAUGCACGAUCGGCAUUCGUCAGAUUCCGAUGGUGAUAAUAAUAAUAGUUGUGAUAAGGGGGUGCCGAUAAAUGUGAAUAAUAAAGAAUUUUUUCAGGUAAACAGAAUGAUCAGGGGCUAUCCAAAUCAGUUGCAAGCUAUUGAACGUACAAUCACGUUUCAGAGUCUUGAGAAAAGUGGCCUUGUUAGAGAGAUAACGUCUGUCGAUCGCGAGAAUAAAAAUUCGAGUGAGGACGUGGGUGAUCGCGUUGCUGAUAAGCUCGUAGAUUCAAAAAAUAACCAGCCAAGUGAACAACUUAUUGGGAAUUCAAGGCAGACUGCGCGCAAUCGACUUAAUCAAUUUCAUUACAGAGGAAACAAUAACAACAACAAUAAUAGCAGCGAUAAUAUUAAAAAUAAAUCGCAUAAUUAUCCAAAUGAGUUGAUAAGUUUCUUUAAUAAGGAGAAUUUUAAACAUUGGAAUAAUCGCGAUAACAAACGAAAAGAUCUCGGUCCCCAGAAAGUUGUUCUCCCAGAAGAAUUAACAUUUAGUAUAUUCAACCAAACUAAAACACAAAAUAACAGGUUCGUGCCAGUAAUGCCUCCUGAAUGUAUUGGAGAUACGUUAUGUAAUUAUGCUCCAAAUUAUCCAACAGACGUUGUUAGAGAAGUAAUAAAGAAGAAGAGCUACUUGAAACGAUUCGCAAGUGACAGAAAACCUACGAUGUUAGCUCAGCGUAUAAUAUCUGUUAGGAAUAAAGCUUCGUAUAAUCUCUGCGAUUCGUCGAAAGCAUGGUACUUUCCAGAAAUGGGGACGACUAUUAAUGGAGAGAAUAAAUACAUUCUGCAAUCCCCAGAUUUGUAUCAAUGGUUCGAAGCUGAAGUUUGCAACGAAGAAAGACUUCCGUGUCAAAUACUUCCAAUAGAAACAAAAAACAUCAAUACAGUUUGCGUACAGAAGUGGAUGACCCAUCCGUUUGCGUGUUUAUCACACAUAGGUGAGGGAGAAAGAGAUUGGUUCAACAUAAAAACAAAUUGUUGCUGUUAUCUUGAUUAA
Molecule: messenger RNA, 1104 nt
Organism: Cotesia congregata
Lineage: Eukaryota; Metazoa; Arthropoda; Insecta; Hymenoptera; Braconidae
Source: the annotation of a GenBank genome assembly